Molecule: messenger RNA, 1244 nt
Organism: Durusdinium trenchii
Lineage: Eukaryota; Dinophyceae; Suessiales; Symbiodiniaceae
Source: the annotation of a GenBank genome assembly
AGCCCUCUUUGCUCAAGUCAUUUGGUUCAAAUCGCUAGCUCACCGAAUCUGUUCGCUUGGCAUGUCAUAGAUGAUUCUCGCGUUCCUCCUUUUUCACACCUUUUUGGCUGAGGUGGUCAAUGCGCGCGAGCAUGAUGAGCUGCAGCUGCUGCAGCGAAGGAAUGUCGACUUGAUUGGCAUGGAGCCCUUCCAGAAUCCCAAGGCCACCAAGUCCUACGUUCUCAUCCACAUUCCGAAGACUGCAGGAUCUUCCCUCCGUGGGGAUGGCAAGGCCGUGGUGGCACCGGCAGAGUUUAAACUCAACUUCGAGAGCUCCUGGGUCCGAACGGUUCAUGCAGAAGAUCAGGUGGACAUGGCGAUGCUUCGGUUUCCCUUGGAUCACGUCUUAUCUCAAUUCAUGGAGUGCAAGUAUGAUCAAGCGUGGAAACCGUCUCCUUUGGUACCCACGCACGGAGUGGCCGGCCACGGCACCUACGGUGGCUUCGAAGAAUGGGUGGAUCAUUUCCUAAAGAUGCAGUCCACAGCGUCGUUAGUGUCCUAUCCCGUGUGUAGAGAGGUGCUGCAGAUGGGCCAGCACGCCGAGCUCAAGGCAGAGUGCCAAAGGAUGCAGAAAGCGGCCUAUGAUUGUUACAACCCUUGGAAUAUGCAGACCAGAUACCUUUCGGAAUUUUGGGACCACUUCGCAUUGUCCAGCUCCUUAGAACCCAAAUUGGCGCCCGCUGUGGCUCACCUGAAGCACACGGUGACAGGCGUGGUGGAGUUCUACAAUGAGACGCUGUGCGUGCUAUACUUCCAAAGGCACGGCACAGUGCCUUCCAGCUGCAGCUGCGGUGGCGCUGGGGCACUCCCAGACAGAGAGUCUCGGCCGGUGCUGCACGGUCUACCCCACCAUGCCUUGUCCGAGCUGCCAACAGCUGUGGUGAAGCGAUUGCACGGGCUCAUUCGACAGGACGCCCAGCUCUAUGCGAUGGGCCUGCAUCGUUUGGAAGAGGAGGCGAAGAAGGUCAGAGAGGCCACCGAAGUGGAGAUUUUCUGCGAGGAACCUUUGGCCAUGCUGUGGGACAGGGUGGAGCAGAUGCUGAAGGAGCUCGAUUUGACCUCCUGGUUUCACGAGCUCAGGUCUGGAUGGUCUGGUUAGCCUCGACCGGUCUCGACUGCCUGAUGGCCUGAGCUGAAGAAGCAACACAUGCAAUGCAGUUUUAAAUAUAGUAUAAGACACAUAUGCAUUCUGCAAUGCUGCAUGU